AUGAGGCCAGGGAAAACUCGUCUUGGGGAGGCAAACCCUGGGUUCACCAUGAGGAAGGGAACGAAUCCCGGGUGGGCACUGUGCGGCAGCAGAGCCCAUCUCGGUCACCAGGACCCCGAGGGGCGACUACAUCAAAGCAAGGAAAAUGUGAAGAGCUCCAUGCCAUGAGAAAGGAAAAACGAAGCAGUUGAUUCGGGAGCAGAGAGGAGCACAGAAGAAUUACCUCAGCAGAAACAAGAGUAAACAAAACGAUACAAAGAUGCAAAAAAGUAGUGCGAGGGAAUCAAUCGGGGAACCGAGUCGGGAUCAUUUCAUCGACCAGGCAAUAAAAAAUUCACCGCAAACAUCUAGAGGGAAUUUGGAAGAACUAGGGCCUUCCGUGCGAUCAACUCAGGCUUCCGAGGAGCCUCAGACGAUGUCUCCCCCCUCUUCAUGCCAACUGAUGGCCAGUGUUUGUACACCGCGCCCCGGUUAUCGAGUCAACCCGGUGGGAGAUUCGAGCUCACUAUAGUCCCACAUCGGAAAUAUGUCAAAUCCCAUCCCAGCUGAGGCUAGAAAUAAAGUACCCUGCCCUCAUUUCCAACAUACUUACCUGGACGGGGUCAAUGGGUGAUCAAGAAGGCUCAUGGCCUAGGUUGGCGACCCACAUUGCACUGA
Spirodela intermedia is the source of this 657-nucleotide messenger RNA. Lineage: Eukaryota; Viridiplantae; Streptophyta; Magnoliopsida; Alismatales; Araceae. The record is from the annotation of a GenBank genome assembly.